CAAACCUUCUCAAGCAUGGCCGCCUCGUCUUCCGGCUCUUCUUUUACUUCUUCCUCUCUUGGCCGCCCGCCCUCCUACGCCCAACCAUACGCAAGCCCGCUUGACUCAACUUGGACCCCGACGUCCGGCGCUUCAAGCAUCUCAGCUCUCACCUCCGAAGCCUCGGCCCCUCACGCCUCCCUCCGCCCGCUAGAUCUUGGUCCCCCGGGCUAUCAAGCGACCAUAACCCUCUUUGAAAACACUCCCAACGAGCGUACUGUCUACUUAGGCCCUUGGGAGGUGGUCGGCUCCGAGCAGCGCCGCGUUCUGUGGCAGUGCAGCUACCAGAGCGAGCUUCUUGAACACUUCCUCCCGUCCGAUGUUCCCGCCGAUGUCUUUCCACAUACCCUUCACUCCCGCCAUCGGCCGUACACAGACCCAUGCGAACUUGAGCUGUACGUCAGCUUCCGUGAGCCACACCGCAUAAGGUAUACGACAGGCGAGGGCAUGGUCAUGCACGAUCAUUUAAUGGAAGUCAAGUACGAGUUUACCACCGUCGAGAGCUCUCUGCGAUUCCAAGGAGAUGUCCGCCGAAAAGACCUAGUCGACUACUACGACAUUGAUGUGAUAUGGUCCGACGUGCAUGGACGAACAGACGGCUUUGGCAAUAUAAGGGGCAUGGGGUUGGUGCAGAGACUAAAGCUGUGGAGAGACCGCUACUCUACCUAUCACUCACUGACCGUGUUCGCCAACCGCGCCGGAGGCCGUCAGCAUCAGGAAUACGAGAUACACAAUUUUGAAGGCGAACUGCGCAAUCGCGACGAUCGGCAUCGCCAGUCGGCGUUUUUCGUUAUGAAGAUUAUCCUGGCCAUCAACGCGGGAUCUAGCUCUGUCAAGAUCUCCGUCUACGCGGCUGAGCCUAGACAGCCACCCCGCCAGCUCGCAGAGACAUCAGUCAGCGGCCUCACGGCCCCACCCGCUCAGAUUUCCUAUACGCGUGCCGAUGUCGAGGUCAAGAAAGACGAAAAGCUUCAGGACGAGGUUGCCACCCAGGACGACGCCUUCAAAGUCCUUCUGAAGACGCUCAUAGACGACCCGGAGCUGUCUCAAAUCAAGGGAAAAGACGAUAUUACUUUGACUUGCCAUCGCAUCGUACAUGGCGGCGAUUAUCCCUGCUCGCAGAUAAUAACCUCGGACACGUACCACCAUUUGGAGGAGCUCAGCGACCUUGCCCCCCUUCAUAACGGCCCAGCUCUCAAGAUUGUCAAUUCCUGCGUGGAGCAGCUGCCUGAUGCUGUCAACGUCGCCUGCUUCGAUACCCAAUUCCACUCUUCGAUUCCAGAACACGUUCGGACCUACCCCAUCAACCAAGAAAUCGCCAAGAAGAAUCGUCUCAGAAAAUACGGCUUUCACGGCAUUAGCUACUCCUUCAUCACGCGAUCCGUGUCUGAUUUUCUCGGCAAAGAUCCCAAAGAUAUCAACAUCAUUGCUUUGCACCUGGGAAGCGGAGCAAGCGCCUGCGCCAUUCGCAAUGGCCAAAGCUGGGAUACCAGCAUGGGCCUCACCCCUGUUGCCGGCUUACCAGGGGCGACAAGAAGCGGUAACGUAGACCCCAGUUUGGUCUUCCACUAUGCGAGCGAUGUUGGAAAGUUAUCUCCCAACUCAACAUCGGAACUACAUCUUACAGAGGCCGAGGAGAUCCUCAACAAGCAAGCCGGGUGGAAGUCGCUCACAGGAACAACCAACUUCGGCACCAUAGCAACCUCCGACGAGCCUACCCACAAGCUCGCCUUCGACAUCUUUAUUGAUAGAGUGUGUGGCUUCAUCGGCUCAUAUUUCGUCACUCUCGGCGGUCAGGUCGACGCUCUCGUCUUUGCUGGCGGCAUCGGUGAGAAAAGCGAUAAGUUGAGGAGGCAAGUCGUUGACCAGUGUGCCUGCUUGGGCUUCACGAUUGACGACGAGUUGAACGGCAAGAUGAUUGAAUCCACUGUGCAAGAAGUCGGAAAGCCGGACGGUAGGUCACGUACCUUGGUUUGCAAGACAGACGAGCAAUUGGAGAUGGCGAGGUUGUGCACCGAGAAGAGUGAGCUUUGGUCUUGA
Colletotrichum gloeosporioides is the source of this 2079-nucleotide messenger RNA. Its product is annotated as putative acetate kinase. The annotation marks the transcript as partial. Gene Ontology annotation, biological process: phosphorylation; acetate metabolic process. The record is from RefSeq and is a predicted model, not a curated record. Gene Ontology annotation, molecular function: acetate kinase activity. NCBI's taxonomy places the organism in Eukaryota, Fungi, Ascomycota, Sordariomycetes, Glomerellales, Glomerellaceae. The transcript has 5 exons.